Molecule: messenger RNA, 2656 nt
Organism: Ornithodoros turicata
Lineage: Eukaryota; Metazoa; Arthropoda; Arachnida; Ixodida; Argasidae
Product: neprilysin-1-like
Exons: 4
Coding region: 219-2486 (755 amino acids)
Biological process (GO): protein processing
Cellular component (GO): plasma membrane
Molecular function (GO): metalloendopeptidase activity
Source: RefSeq, a predicted model, not a curated record
GUCGCGUCACCGCGAGCCGGGUGCUACGUGCAUGCCUGUGCCAUCGCUGUCGCCAUCACCACGUUCGUGAAGGACACGCAUCAACAUCCCUAUCAUCAUCAUCGUCGUCGAUCGUCACCUUGUUAAUCGAACAUCCCUCGGCGUCGGUUCGUUGGCUCGCUUAAAGCUAAUUAUCCUUGUUCGGAGCCUCCUUGCUUUGAGAACUCUCGCCCUUAACGAUGACCGACUAUCCGAGGGGACAGCAACUUGCCCCAGGAGGAUAUGGAGGGCCACCAGUUGGCUUCGUACCAGGAGGUCCUCCACCAGCGGGUUAUCCACCGGCACCGUACGGUGCACCGCCACCUGGUUAUCCGCCGGGAGGGUAUGGCGCGCCGCCACCGGGUUAUCCGCCGGGAGGGUAUGGCGCGCCGCCACCGGGUUAUCCACCACCACCGCCGUACGGUGGGCCACCAGCAGGGUUUGACGACGACGACGUCUUCGGACAAGGAGUACAGCCCGCGGGUCAGGACGGAGGCAAUCAGGGCGGUGACCAGGCGACCAAGGCACUUUUGGCUUGCUGCUGUUGCUGUUAUUGUUGCUGCAUCUUGAUCGUAGGCUUGAUCAGCUACGCAGCUUACAAAUAUGUACCACCACCACCUCCAACCUGCAAAAGUUCAGCCUGCGUUGAUUAUGGAGCGCUUCUCAAGGCGUCUAUUGACAGCUCAAGUAGUCCUUGCUCCAACUUGUACGCUUAUGUGUGCAAAGGUUGGGACAAUUCAAACAGCGUCUCCGUCUUUCAAAAACAUCACGCCGAGUUCGUAAGGCAACUCUCGGAAGAGGCAGAAAAGUACAGCGUACCUGGGAGUGGACAGACUGCAGCACAGAAGGCAGCCAAGUACUAUCAGUCAUGCAUCGAACUGGGCACAAGAAAGAGAGAUGAACGUGACAAGUUCAAAGAUAUGAUGAAGGAAGCCGGUUUGCCUUGGCCCAGUGAAGCUGCUUCAGCAGAUGUGUUUUCUUUGAUGUCGAACGUUUCGGUCAACUGGGAUUCAAAUCCCUUGUUCGAGCUCUCCAGGACCGCUUCCGCAACCAGUAUCGUCGUGAUUGGCAUCGCACCGUCGAGUCUUAUAUCAGAAUGGGAACGUAUUCGAUCGGCGCUCAAAGGGGACGACAUCUACUUUGCUUACUACACGGCCACACACCAGCUGAUGACAGGUCAGCCUGCAACAAAAGUCAAGGCCGACGAAUUCAAGGAUCUCGAAAACAAUAUUAUGAAUAAGCUUAACGAGGGACUCCGAGACAAGACGACCGCCGUGAGAACAGAAGUGGCAUUCCAAGGCGAUACGGGAGCAACGUAUCAAAAGUGGCGGGACGUCUUCUCGAAUGUUUUAGGCGUCAAUGCGCAGCAACAAAUUUCUCUGACGAUAACAUCUCCUGCCUACUUAUCUAAGUUUCAGGAGCUUCUGAAAACUCCGGGAGAACCGAAAGUGGCACUUUUCCUGUCUUGGCUCGAGUUUUUUCACAUCGGCCAGUUUUUUCUCCCAGACGUGGUCGCUCCUCUAUACGGUUCGAAGGAGGAAGCCGAAGAAAAAGCGAAAACCCGCUGUUUGCAGCAUGUUGAAAAAUACAUGGGAAUCGCUCUGUCGAUGCCAUACGUUACAAAGGCUGUGCCUCAGGAGUCCUUUAACGAUAUCCGUGACAUUGCGGGGAAGAUACGCGAGCAUGUGGCCAAGUAUGUCAAAAUGUAUCUCAGCUUAAACUACCUCGACUUCCAGAAAACAAAGGGCUUCACGGACAUGUUUGGAGGCUUCUCUAAAAUAUCUGACCUCGACACGCAUUACCGCGGUUAUGGCGACAUGGGGAACUUGUUUUCUGCGAACAUGAUCAGCGCCAUCACCGCCUGGAGCAGUCGCACCUCCAACGACGUAUACAGGCAGUACAUCCUCAACACUGAGUACUACCGAUUGUACGACCCUCUGGCGAAGGAUAUUGUCGUUUGGCCAUCUGCCAUGACGAUGCCCGUGUACGCAUUGCAAAAUUCCUUGCUGGCUUUAAGGUACGGAGCCCUCGGUUCCUUAAUCCUGGCCGCGUACAUGGAGGACCUGUACGUAAAUGCUGUGCCCGCGAUGAAUGGGAAUGAUCGCUCCAAAUUCAACGACGCUAAAAGCUGUCUGAAGAGCUCCUCGAACGUUCCCGACCAUGUGGUGUACCUGGCUUCUGCAGGACGCAUUUUGUUUCACAGUUACGAGUGGGCCGUGGACAGGAAAUUUAAAUCCAAGAGCAAAGUUGACAGAGUAGAAGACCAAUUAGACGGAGUGGAUGCCAAUGCAUAUAAGCUUUUAUUUAUGGCUGGGUGUUAUAUCCAGUGCACCGGCUCCAAGGACAGAAACGAACACGUGUGCAAUGUCCCGGCACAGAGCAACAAAUAUUUUGCCAAGGUAUAUGCUUGUGGAAGCUCCGACUCCAUGAACCCAGCAAAGAAAUGUUCCGCCUUUCCUGAAAAGUAACGCAGUCUGCUCUCGUCAUAAACUGUUCUCUAAGCCUGUGUCACAUCUCUAGGUGAACCGUGUUUGCUAAAUAACAGUCAUGAGAUCUCAAAAACGACUCAUGAGUCUGUCAAAAACUGCUACAUAGUAUUCUACUGGUGGCGGUUAUGUUGUGAAAUAGGGAUAUAGGG